Molecule: messenger RNA, 2611 nt
Organism: Geodia barretti
Lineage: Eukaryota; Metazoa; Porifera; Demospongiae; Tetractinellida; Geodiidae
Source: the annotation of a GenBank genome assembly
CAGUGAGAGAAUCCGCUUCAUCGCACGCGCGGCCCAAUUUGCGCAUGCGCAUACUCUUGCAGCAGCAAAGUGCGGGUAUUCCAAAUAGUGCUACCUCGUUUCUAUGGCAAAAUAACAAAAUCACCUGGGGGGCCGGCUCGAGACUUUCCGCCGGCGCCUUGCAGAGGACACAGCAUGGCGCACCUGAGAAUACAAGAGGGGCAGUACACACAGAGGAUCUACGGACUGAUCAAAGAGCAGAACUACGGAGAGGUGGUGCAGAUUCUAAACUACGAGCUGCAGAGCCACCCAAAGUCAAGAGCGGCACUUUCUCUCCUGGGAUUUUGCUACUACCGUCUCCAGGACUUUCAGGCUGCAGCUGAUUGCUAUGAGCAGCUGGUGCAGCUACAUCCAGACGUCCACGACUACCAGUUCUACUAUUCCCAGUGUCUCUACAAGGCCUGUAUGUUCCCCGAGGCCACCAAGGCUUCCUGUCAGCUGGAGCACGAGGAAUACCAGACCAAGGUGCUCAAAUUGCAGGCUGCUAUAAAGUAUGCAGAGGACGACUUACCAAAUGCCAAGACUCUAGUGGAGCAGUGUCCAUCAGAUGAUCCAGACACUGAGUUCAACAUGGCCUGCAUCCUCUUCAAGGAGAAGAGAUUCACCGAAGCAGUGGCGAAAUUCAAUACCGUCCUGCAAGUCAUGGGCUACAGAGCAGACACUUGCUACUGUCUGGCCCUCUGCCACUACCAGCUGAAGCAGUACGCGGCCUCCCUGAAGUAUAUAUCAGAGGUGAUAGAGAGAGGCAUACGAGACCAUCCUGAGCUCAGCGUGGGCAUGCAGACUGAGGGGGUCGAUAUUCGCAGUGUUGGCAACUCUUCAGUGUUGCAUGGGACUCAACUUGUUGAGACGUUCAAUCUUCGGGCAGCUAUUGAGUAUCAGCUAAAGAACUUCGAUGCUGCACAAGAUGCACUGACGGACAUGCCCCCUCGAGCGGAAGAGGAGCUGGACCCAGUUACUCUACACAACAUAGCUCUGAUGAACAUGGACCAAAACCCCACCAAUGGAUUUGAGAAACUGCAGUUUCUACUGCAACAGGUCCCCUGUCCACCUGAGACGUUUGCCAAUCUUCUCCUGCUGUACAUCAAACACGACUACUAUGACCUGGCAGCAGACGUACUGGCCGAGAACUCUCAUCUCACCUUCAAAUGCCUCUCCACCUACCUGUACGACUUCAUCGACACCAAAAUUACUCAACAGACUUCACCGGAUGAGGCGUUCCAGAAGCUGGACGUCCUCGCCACCCACCUCACUGAGAGACUGCGCAAGCUGACCAAACAUGUGCAGGAGCACCGCAAGAACCACGACGAGGAGGCCGUCAAGAGAUGUGUGGAGGAGUACGACGAGGCCCUGGAAAACUAUGUGCCGGUCCUGAUGGCCCAGGCACGGAUCUACUGGGACAGAGAAGACUACUCUCAGGUGGAGAAGAUCUUCAGGAAGAGCGUCGAGUUCUGCAAUGAACACGACGUGUGGAAACUCAAUGUUGCACACGUCCUCUUCAUGCAAGAGGUGAAGUUCAAGGAGGCAAUAGGUUUCUACGAGGCCAUUGUCAAAAAGAACCACACGAAUUUGCUGAGCAUCAGUGCGGUAAUACUGGCCAACCUCUGUGUCUCCUACAUCAUGACCAGCCAGACCGAGGAGGCUGAGCAAAUCAUGAAGAAGAUUGAAAAAGAAGAGGAGGACCUGUCGUAUGAUGAUCCAGACCGCAAGAUGUACCACCUGUGUAUAGUCAAUCUGGUCAUAGGGUAUGUAUUGAGUUCUCCUGUGACAUGUGUGUGUGUUUUCUGAGCUCAAGGGUCUCUUACUACAUAUAGCUACUAUUGCACCUAUGUUGUGUGCAGGACUCUCUAUUGUGCUAAAGGGAACUAUGAGUUUGGCGCGAGUCGAGUCAUGAAGAGUCUGGAACCAUACAACAAGAAGUUGGGGACUGACACUUGGUUCUAUGCUAAGAGAUGCCUCUGCUCUCUCAUUGAGAACAUGGCCAAACAUAUGAUCCUACUCAAGGACGCAACAAUUCAUGACAUCAUCCGGUUUCUCGAGCAGUGCGAAGCCCAUGGUCGGAGCAUAGCGUGUCGAGUGGAGCAACCUCUCGGUGAACACACUCUUGAGGCUGGGAAGAACACUGUCACCUUUGAGGCCAGACUCCUGAAAUCCCUCUUCCUGAGACUAACUUGACCCCGCCCCCCUCACACACACACACACACACACACACACACAUGCGCACUAACACACCCCUCUCUCCCUCCCUCUCUCUCACACAUUCUGACACUCUAAGCUAUUGUACACCUCUUCAACAUUAACGGGGUUCUAUUUUUUAACUUUAUCAAUCCACUUGUUAUAAAAAUACACUGUGGAGGCACUAGACAUUGCUUCAAGUAUAUAAAUGUUAAAGUACGCAGAUAUUUUUUCAAUUCUCUAUUGCUUGACGUUUUAACAUUGCGUAAUAGAAUCAAUUGAUAAGGUUACAAACACUCAAUUCAAGAGGAGGUAGUAGCAUCAGUGAAGCUUUGAAAGAGAAGAGUAAGAAAAUGGAAUUCAUGGUAGUGCUGUUCACAAACGUUACAAUUGGGGG